AUGUUAGGCAUCCAUUCCCAGAGACCCAGCGCGUUCUCGCGGGGUGGCUGGAUGACAUGGAUAUUCUCGGUCGUCGUGACUUCAGUCUUGAUCAAUCAGUCACUAGGAUGGCUCAGCUCAAUCUCCCAUCCGGCUAUUCAUCCGCCGUCUGAACCUCUGUAUCAUGCGGGCCCGGCGUCUUCCAGCAACGACCAUUUCGAACGACUGAGCCGACGAGCUGAAUGCCAACAUGGCGGCACAGAGGGAUCUAAUGACAAUCUGUCUCUGCGAGUAGGUGCCGUCUUCAUCAUUCUUGGGGUAUCAUCGCUGGCCUGCUUAUUCCCGAUCUUGGCGGUCAAGUUUCCCGGACUCAAGAUGCCAGCUGGCUUCUUCUUCGCGGUCCGACACUUUGGAACUGGCGUCCUGAUUGCGACCGCUUUCGUCCACUUGCUACCUACCGCUUUUACCCUGCUCGGGAACCCAUGUCUGCCCCAGUUCUGGACCAACGAUUAUCCCGCCAUGCCUGGCGCUAUCGCUCUCUCGGGUAUCUUUAUCGUCACUGUGGUGGAAAUGGUGCUUCAUCCUGCUCGAAAACUCACACCUGAGGUACAAGCAGCAUCAACUAGAGCGCCCGCUGCAAUGCAGGUGCUUCGGGGCAGGUCAAUGAGCAUUGGUCGGGGUUUAUCGCAUAUUGACUCAGUAGCACGGAGAAAUGACAACGGAAAUGGGGAUGGAAUCGAACCGACGUUGCGAGAAGAAGAAAGCAGCACACCGGAGCCCAAGCUGUAUCUCGAAACUGGUCUCGAUGGUACAGCGGCGGAACCACAGGCACUCCUGACUCCUGAGCAGAAACGUAGGAAGGAGGUUAUGAACUGCGUGCUUCUUGAGAUUGGAAUUUUGUUCCACAGCGUUUUCAUUGGCAUGGCCCUGAGUGUCUCGAUAGAGGGCAGCGAGUUUGUCGUUCUUCUUAUUGCCAUUUCGUUUCACCAAACAUUCGAAGGAUUGGCUCUAGGUGCCAGAAUCUCAGCAAUAGAAUGGAAACAAUCAAGUUUCCAACCCGUGUUGAUGGCUGUGGCCUAUGGCUGCACCACGCCUAUCGGCCAAGCCAUAGGGUUAGCCGCUCGCUCCGCGUAUAGUCCCGAUUCAGAUGUCGGUCUCCUACUCGUGGGGAUCAUGAACGCCAUUUCGGCCGGCUUGUUGGUCUUCGCAUCGCUGGUCGAGUUGCUGUCCGAAGAUCUGCUCACAGAUGAGAGUUGGCGUAUCUUGAGAGGUAAACGCCGGGUGGCCGCGUGUCUCCUAAUUCUCGCUGGUGCUUUUGGUAUGAGCUUGGUUGGUGCUUGGGCAUAA
Messenger RNA from Pseudomassariella vexata, 1326 nucleotides. RefSeq names its product ZIP zinc transporter-domain-containing protein. Gene Ontology annotation, cellular component: plasma membrane. The record is from RefSeq and is a predicted model, not a curated record. Lineage: Eukaryota; Fungi; Ascomycota; Sordariomycetes; Amphisphaeriales; Pseudomassariaceae. The coding region runs from base 1 to 1326 and encodes 441 amino acids. Gene Ontology annotation, biological process: zinc ion transmembrane transport. The transcript is spliced from 3 exons. Gene Ontology annotation, molecular function: zinc ion transmembrane transporter activity.